Messenger RNA from Apis cerana (Asiatic honeybee), 1279 nucleotides. Its product is annotated as ankyrin repeat domain-containing protein 39. The record is from RefSeq and is a predicted model, not a curated record. Gene Ontology annotation, molecular function: protein binding. Lineage: Eukaryota; Metazoa; Arthropoda; Insecta; Hymenoptera; Apidae.
UAACUAUAUAACGAUAUUUCGAGUAAUGCUGAUUGUGAAAUUAUUCCAUUAUAUUAAAUUUUAUAGAAAUUAUAUAUAAUACAUUAUAGAAAUUAAAAUAUUAUUUAUAUAACUGAAAAAUAUUCGUUAUCAAUUUUAUUAUUCUUUUAUAAAAAUGGAAAUAAUCACAAAUAUAGUUUUAAAGAGGUUAUGUAAAUCACUCAGGUACUAAGUCUGUGUCUAUAUUAAACAUGGAGCAUAAUCAUAGUUAUAAUGAUCAUAAUAAAUGCUGCAGUAUAAGUACUAAUGUCAGUGUUCAUCAAUCUCUAAUGGAAAUGGAGUUUGAACGUGGUAUAUGGUAUGCUGCACAAUAUAAUGAUUUGGAUCGUGUAAAGACAUUAUUGAAGAAAGGUGUUUCUGCUAACAUAGAAGAUUCAGCUGGAUAUACAGCAUUACAUUAUGCAGCUAGAAACGGACAUUAUAAAAUUUGUAAUAUGUUAUUAGAAAAUGAUGCAGCCGUGAAUGCACAAACACGCUGUGGUCGUGCCACUGCUCUACAUAGAGCAGCUAUGCAAGGUCAUUGUAACAUUGUUGAACUUUUAUUAAAAUAUGAUGCAAAUCCUAAUUUAAAAGAUGCUGAUGAUUAUACUCCUUUACAUAAAGCACUUAUAGCACGCUCAACAUCAGUUUGUAAAUUAUUAAUACCAUGCACCAAUCUAUCAUUGUUAAAUAACAAUAUGCAAAGUAUAGAACAAUUGGUAAAUGAAAAAUUUCCUGACAUUUUACCAUUUUUAUUGACAUAUAUAAAUAAAGAAAAAAAUAAAUGAUAAAUAAAAAUAAUUUGAAAUUUCCAAUUUUUAUAUAUUAAAGAAUAAUAUGAGUGUUAUGAUAUAUGUAUUCAGUAAAACAAAUAAGAAAAAUGUAAUAUAAUUAUGAAAUUAUAUUGUAUUAUUUAUUGAAUUAUUUUAAGAAUAUUUGUCAAAAUAAAAUAAUUUUUGAUAAAUAGAUAUAAAAUGAAAUCUUCAUAUUCGAAAAUUUUAAUAAAUCUAUAAAAUGUGAUUUUAAAAAAAUAUUGAAUAUUAUAUUUUGUAUAACUUUUUUUUUAAUUUAUUAAUAAUUAAUUCAUAACUACAUAUAAAUACAUUUUUAAUAAAGUGAUCUAUUCACUUUCACUUAUAUUGAUAUUUGAAUAUUUUGAAUAUUCAAGAGGUAUAUUUUUAAUAUUUAAAAGUAAAAAAAAAUAUUUUGUUAAUAAAUUGUAAAUUUUUAAUGAAAUUAAUAAAAGUAAAAAUAAAGAUUU